Effrenium voratum is the source of this 1119-nucleotide messenger RNA. NCBI's taxonomy places the organism in Eukaryota, Dinophyceae, Suessiales, Symbiodiniaceae. The record is from the annotation of a GenBank genome assembly.
AUGGAUAGGCAGUUGGAGGAUGCCUUGCGCGGUCUGGACGGCAAGAUCGAGAAAGUCUCCUCUCUGACCACGCAGUGCUCGGAAGGCCUCCUGGAGCUCAAGCAAAGCGCGGAGGCAGCUGGGGUGCUGGAACGCCGGGAGCAGGCGAAGCGGGAGGAGCUGCAGGAGCGCGCCGCCAGCACCGCGGCCCAGCUCGAGGCAGCCAAGGCUGUGGCCGCGGAGCAGGGCCAGAGGCUGGACCAGCUUGGGCGCAGCUACGCGGAGCUGGCCGAGUUCGCGCGCCAAGGCCUGGCGGUUGAUGUGCAAGGAUGCCAAGCUGCCAACAGGCAGAUGGAGGAGGCGCUGCACCGCAGCGACGGGCGGUUGGAGCGGCUCUGUGCUGUGACCACCCAGUGCUCCGAAGGCCUGGGGGAGGUGAAGGCCUUCGCCCGGGAGGCGGCGGAGAAGGCGGCGGCGAGCGCCCGGGAGCUGACGGAGCUGAGGGCCUCCGAGCUGAAGGAGCAGCUGGAGCGGCGCGGCGCCGACACCGCCGCCAGGUUGGAGGCUCUCCCGAAACGGAGUUCGGUGGACGGGUGGAGGUGCAGCGAAUAUGAGGAGGUUGCCGCGCUCGUUGUGGACAAUGGCAGCGGCAUGUGCAAGGCUGGCUUUGCCGGCGAUGACGCGCCCCGUGCCGUCUUCCCAUCCAUCGCCGCUGGGCGCCAAUACUUUUCUGACAAGGGGAUGGAAGUCGGCAGGCCCAAGAUGCCUGGCAUGGUGGGCAUGGAUCAGAAGGACAGCUACGUGGGGGACGAAGCCCGGUCCAAGCGAGGUGUGCUCACCCUGAAGUACCCCAUUGAGCAUGGCAUCGUGACCAAUUGGGAUGAUAUGGAGAAGAUCUGGCAUCACACCUUCUACAACGAGCUGCGUGUCGCCCCUGAGGAGCACCCUGUGCUUUUGACCGAGGCACCGCUCAAUCCAAAGGCCAACCGUGAGCGCAUGACCCAGAUCAUGUUUGAGACCUUCAACGUCCCUGCGAUGUACGUGGCCAUCCAGGCGGUGCUGUCCUUGUACGCCUCCGGGCGCACCACUGGCAUUGUGAUGGACAGCGGCGACGGCGUCAGCCACACCGUGCCCAUCUAG